This is a messenger RNA of Acanthocheilonema viteae, 480 nucleotides long. The record is from the annotation of a GenBank genome assembly. NCBI's taxonomy places the organism in Eukaryota, Metazoa, Nematoda, Chromadorea, Rhabditida, Onchocercidae.
AUGCUUAAACCCAAUGCUUUCUUAAUACGAAUACAGUCGGAUUUAGAGUGGCGAGAUCUAAUAUGUGUCACAAAAGACGGAGUAGGUUCAGACAAAAUCAGCAAAGAACCUGCAUCCUGCAGUUUAGUCUUGCGCGAAACAGGAAUCGACAACGAUCCAAAUGAUAAAUGGAGAGCUGUGCCAGGAAACAACUCUGUUUGCUUUGAUGAGACAGUAAAUGGAACUGUACGUUCUUACUGCAAUCUGCUGUGUCCAAAUGCUGAUACCGCGUAUUUCAUUAAGCGAACACCACAAACGCAUCGGUCAUGCUUUGCAUUCGUAACUUAUCAUCAUGAGAAACGUGGCACUGACUGGUACGUAUGGCGAAAUAAGAACUGCCGUAUGUCCACAAUAACGUUCACGAUCCGGUGUGAAUUUCUUUUUGAUCGGAAAGAAUUUCCGCGUGAUGAAGAGAUAUUCAAAAAGCUGCGAAAAGUAUAA